AUGGACGGUUUUGAUUGGGAUAAGGUAAGGCAGCGGCGAUCUGCUGGCCUAACAAACGCUACGCAAGGUCAUCAAAGCGAGGCCCAUAAAGACAGGGAGGACGAGCAGGGAACCCUAGGUCCGCAAAGAAACCCACGAGAAAAGGGUGUCUGGGGACGGUCCAAACUUCCCAGGAGUACCCCGUCGCACAACCAGAGUGACUCUCAGAAUCCCAAAACGACUAAACAUGACAAGAAGAAUUCACAGGCAUCCAUGCCUCAGUUUUACCCUAACAGGGCAGAGAAUCGAUACAGACAACCCAUCAAGCAAGAGAGGGAAAGCACUGUUAUCAGACUCACGGAUUUUGUCUCAUUGCAAGACGAAGACACAGCGUCCGCAAAAAUAACUGACUGUGAAUAUGUAGGGUCAUAUAACUGGCUUGAUGCACAGGAGCCAACAAUAUUGACACCAGGGGCACCGCCGAUUUGGACUCCAAUACGCGGACAUCACCAACUCAAGCGAGACAAGGGCCAGUAUUUUCGGGAUCAAAACUCCGCACGCUGGCCCAAACAUCCUCUCGAACCGGCGAUUCGUGCAGUGUUUGACCUCAACCCUAGGUUUAAUCCCGAAGACAUAGAUAUCGUUACUUGUGCUGGAACCAUUGGGAACAUCUAUAAAUUCGCCUCUUCGCUCGCAUGGACGUUCAAAUUCGACAUGCAAAAGGUGGGAAACACCAUCUUCAUGGUCAGAAAGGAACGCAAGCCAGACGAAAUUUUCGAGAAUCUGUUAGGCUACGGCCAUACCUUCCCUGAGGUCAACACAAGCUGGGACCGAUCGGUUAAAGGAUCCGUUUCCCACCAGCGAAUUAUUCGAUACAAAUUUAGCGGCCUCAAUCUGCUAGUCCGGUACGAGGCAGACGGCUACUUCCCUGACAAGGUCCAUAAGCAAGAUGAACCUUUCGAAGUUAUUGGACGCGACGCAAAAGCAGCCGAUAUCGACACUCUUAUCGGAGGUAUAGAAAACCACGACGUAGCAGAGAAGAAAGUGGCUGAGAGCGGCACUCUUCACAUUCGUCAGGCCGGGUUUAUUGUACCACAAGAUUCUUUGUUUGAUAUCAAGACCCGUAACCAAGGCAAUGAGAUCGAUUUGCCCGUCCAACAUCCUCGCCUAUGGGUGCGUCAAAUGAAAAACUUCAUCAUAGCCUACCAUAAAAAUGGAUUGUUUGGCACAAAGACCCAAAUUCACGAUAUUUCCACCGACAUAGAAACAUGGGAGCAGGAUAACAGUGUAACGACAUCCCUUGUGGGAGCGGUCCUGAAAAGAUUGAUCGCAGAAGCCACCAAAUCGGAAUCUGGCAAGCUCGAGAUAUCGCGAAAUCGGAAUGGUCCCCUUAUCGUUCAGGCUCAGGACGGCGGCCCAAGAGAAGUUCUUCCUGCAGAUCUCAAGGACAGAUGGGGAGGAAACGGUCGAGAUGGUGAGGAAGAAGAGGUGCUCUGUAGUGACGAGGAGUGGGACCUUGUUGCACCAGAAGGACGAGAUCUUUUGUUAGAUCAUUAG
Coccidioides immitis RS is the source of this 1536-nucleotide messenger RNA. RefSeq lists its product as uncharacterized. The record is from RefSeq and is a predicted model, not a curated record. The coding region runs from base 1 to 1536 and encodes 511 amino acids. Lineage: Eukaryota; Fungi; Ascomycota; Eurotiomycetes; Onygenales; Onygenaceae. The transcript has 2 exons.